UUUACGUUUUGGUUCUAAAAUUGUACAAUGAUAUUCAUUUCCGGCAUCUUCAACAAUGUCCGACGAUUUACAAACGAAUUUGUCUACGUAUAAACUACAAUUACAACAGGUUGAAGCAUCAUUAACUACAGAUCCAGAUAAUGAAGAUCUGUUGAAGCUCAAGAAUGAUUUACAGGAAGUUAUAGACUUGACUGUGGAUCUGAUUGGUACCAAACUACCUCCUACUGCAACAGAAAUACUGAAAUCUGACACACCAGAUGUAUCUACACAUACUUGGAAGUCAGGUGAUCCAUGUAUGGCUAUCUGGUCAGAAGACGGACAAUACUAUGGCAGUAAGAUCGAUGAGAUACUAGAGGAUGGAACAUGCACUGUAACUUUUGAUAGCUGGGGUAACACAGAAGUCACCAAUGUUACUGUAUUGAAGCCUAUUGACCCUAAUGCAUUACCAGGUUCAUCUGAUGACAAACACAAAUCAAAACGAGAUAAAAUAGCAGAACAGAGAGAAUACAAAAAAAAGAAAACACAGAAAAAGGCACAGAGGCUAAAGGCUCAGGAAGAAGAAAGAGAAACAGAGAAAAAUAAAUGGCUGGAUUUUAAUGCCAAAACAUUUUCCAAGACAAAUAAAGGGAAAGUAAAGAAGAGUAUAUUUGCCACACCAGAUCAUGUAAAUGGUAAAGUUGGUGUUGGUACUUGUGGACAGAGUGGUAAACCCAUGACUAAGUAUACACACCAGGAGAAAUGGAAGAAAUGAGCAAUCUCAGGAUAUAUACCACUCAUUUUUAACCUCACAUUGUUCAACUUACAGCUGAUAGAUACUAUUUUGAAAUCAUGCUAAGUUGUCAGAUUAGAAUUCUGAUUCAGCCUGUUUUUUCAUGUCACAGAGAAAGUAUUGAAUGAAUUAUCAUAACAUAAAAACUUCCUCAUUUUCAUCUGAUAACAUUUUCAUUUUAUAAGAUAUAACAAUUUUACAAUUGAUAAUUGAACUGAAGACAGUUAAAUUCAUUAGUUUAAUAUUUUCAAUUGAUUUUUAUAAAUCGAAAACAAGUAUGAACAUUUGUUUAGUAUGGUUUUAUUUGUUGUUUCAUACAACACAUUUUGUAAAUAAAAUGUUUAAACAUGUA
This is a messenger RNA of Mytilus californianus (California mussel), 1121 nucleotides long. RefSeq names its product survival of motor neuron-related-splicing factor 30-like. Lineage: Eukaryota; Metazoa; Mollusca; Bivalvia; Mytilida; Mytilidae. The transcript has 7 exons. Gene Ontology annotation, cellular component: nucleus; cytoplasm; precatalytic spliceosome. Gene Ontology annotation, biological process: mRNA processing; regulation of alternative mRNA splicing, via spliceosome. The coding region runs from base 56 to 751 and encodes 231 amino acids. Gene Ontology annotation, molecular function: RNA binding. The record is from RefSeq and is a predicted model, not a curated record.